AUGUUUCUGAUUUGUUUAUUCCUCACGUUGGUUGGAAUUGUUCAAACCGAUGAUCAAAACAAACGAUUGCGAGAUAUAAUGGAAGGACAUCAAGACAGACCUGUUACCACGUUUAUUUUCAAUACCACGUGGCAAUGCAGUUUGAAUUCGAAGUGGUCCGCAAGAGUUUACUUUUACGAUUAUGAUUUCAUGUAAGUUCUAACGAGAAAUUUGAUUGCGAGCGCAUCUCAAAACUCAUUUUUAUCUGAAUAGCUGCAUUUAAUUUAAAAAAAAACAUAUGCAAAACAAAAAUUAAAAUUUUACAGAUGCAGUAAUGAUCCUGUGCAAGACUAUAAAAUCAAUGAAUACACCGCAGAAAAUGUUAGAUUUGUAUACAAAGGAAAACAAGAAGGUGAUGGUGCCUCAAAUACUUACGAUAUCAGAGUUAUAGUAUUUCAUAACUGUCGAAUGGAUAAAGGUUGGAUGAACUACUUCGAGAAAAUCGGAGAAGCUGAUAGCAGAAUUGAUCAAAAUGUAACAAUGUACAAUCAUUUGAACUUGGAUAACAAAGGGGAACAAAUGAAAAAAGAAAAUAUUCCGGAAACAUAUGAUCUUGUUAAAUUCAAGUUCCUUCAAAGAUAA
Messenger RNA from Caenorhabditis angaria, 621 nucleotides. The record is from the annotation of a GenBank genome assembly. NCBI's taxonomy places the organism in Eukaryota, Metazoa, Nematoda, Chromadorea, Rhabditida, Rhabditidae.